AAAGCUUUUAGCUGGAUACAGGGAUUUUCUGAAUGAAUUACAUGGAAGCAGCCAGAUAACGUGAAUUUUGUAGGGAGAAAAAAAACAUGGAUUUAGCAGUUAAUAAUAAUUAGAAAAAUAACGGUGCUUUUCCGUUGAACUUAUUUUGUAUUUCAAGGCUGCUCUCUGUGCAAACAACGGCGUGUUUCUCCUUCGGACGACUGGACUUUUGCUUCAGUGGUGAGGAAGCUAGCUAGCUGUCAAGUAGUUAGCUCACUAGCUAGCGGCCACAUCAGCACCGCUGAGAUUAGCCAGCCGCGUUAGCAUCAAUGGUUUGGUGCUAUCUUGCAGAGAUUAAAUGAUGGCAGACAGUAUUAUGAGCAAGGCUGCUACCAUGGAGAUCCCCAUUAACAGCAAUGGAGACACAGGAACUCUGCCAGAGGAUGACAGCCUGGAGCAGGAUUUGCAGCAGGUGAUGGUGUCUGGACCCAACCUGAAUGAAACCAACAUUGUCUCAGGAGGUUAUGGAGGACCUGCAGGGGGCAUCAUUCCCACCAGCACCAUCAAAGGGCCGGCAGUUCGCUUCAACCCUCAGUAUCUGGACAGAAGACGAGCCCCUGCACCCGGACCAGACAUUCGCAUGAAAUCCAGGGGCGUCGGCUUGCCUAACAGCCAAGCUGUAGCCAGUCGACUUGCCCAACACCCAGACCAGCAUCCAGGGUCGCCGAACAAUAACACUGGUAAUUCCACUGAGGAAGUUUCUCGUGGCGUGGCAGUGGAGAAAUUAGACAGUGUGAAGAAAUGGGGCAUAAAUACAUAUAAGUGUACAAAGCAGAUGUUCUCCGAGAGGUUUGGCCGAGGUUCACGGACAGUAGACCUGGAACUGGAAGCCCAGAUUGACGUGUUGAGAGAGACCAAGAACAAGUAUGAACACAUCCUAAGACUGGCCACUGCACUCACCAGUCAUUUUCAAAGCAUGGUGCAGACACAACAGGCUUUAGGAGACACCUUCACUGACCUCAGCCAGAAGUCCCCAGAGUUGCAGGACGAGUUUGGGUAUAACGCAGAAACACAAAAGCUGUUGUGUAAGAAUGGCGAGGCUCUGCUUGGUGCCAUCAGUUUCUUUGUGUCCAGUAUCGACACCCUGGUCAACAAAACAAUGGAGGAUACUCUGUUGACCAUUAAGCUAUAUGAAAACGCAAGACUUGAGUUUGACGCCUAUCGGUCUGAUCUGGAAGAGUUGAGUUUGGGCCCUCGGGAUGCAGCUACCAUGGUCCGCAUUGAGAUGGCUCAGCAUGAUUACCAGAUCCACAGAGACAAAUAUGAAAGGCUGCGUAGCGACGUCACCAUCAAGCUCAAAUUCCUGGAGGAAAACAAGGUGAAGGUUAUGCACAAGCAGCUGCUUCUCUUCCACAAUGCUAUCUCAGCUUACUUUGCUGGCAACCAGGAGCAGUUGGAACAAACUCUAAUACAGUUCAAUGUUAAGUUAAAGCCCCCGGGAUCAGACAAGCCAUCCUGGCUGGAGGAGCAGUAAAGAACAGCUGUUUGAGAUGUACAGGGACACGCUGGUCUCUGAAGAACUCGGCAUUGUGCUUAGAUGAAAAAGAAUGAAAUGUAUAAAAAGAGUAUAUUGUAGGAACAAUUGCGACCAGUGAUAAAGAAAACCAUGAGAUAAUGUUUUUCAGUUUAACGUAUUGCAUAGACGGUACAACAGUUUCAAUUGUAUUCUUAUUUUCUUGUUAACUGACAAAAUUACCUUUUGUUACUUUCUUAUUCUUUAGGUAGCACAAUCAUUUACAUGAAUAUCAACUAUUAUUUAUAUACAGUAUAGUCUACUAAUGUGGAGAUACCCCUCUGCAGUUUUGCACAUGCAUUAUUUAGUUGUUUAUGAAUGUUGUCUAAAGCGAUAUAUACUGUAUAUCACAUUGGAGGAAUUCCAUAAAUCCGAUUAGCAAAUUAGAGGGAUGGUAUCAAAAAAAUGUCAUGAAAUAUCCUCUGAAAUUGUAUUUAUUAUUUCUCUUGGGUAUACACAACUGAAAAAAAUUUAGAUUUACAGAAUUAAUUCAAAUACAUCAGGAUAUAGCAUACUUUUCUAAGUGAUCCCACUUUAUUCUAAUAUGGCCUUGUGGUAUUCUUGCCUGAAUGGUCAGUUUACAUUGCAGUCAUUUUCUUUAACCUAGUAUACAAUCCAUAAUUAGUUUUGCUCUCCUACAUUUUAAAUACCUUCAGUUAUGUUCUUGUGAAUCCAGCACAGUAUUUAGUAUUUUUCUUGUUUACACAUGCAAACAAGCCUGAAAACAUAUUUUACACUCCAUAUGUUGUAUGCUUUGAGGAUAAAUGCAACCAUGUCAACUAUCAUAAAUGAAUCAAAAUGCAACACACAGCCAGUAAUUGGUUGACUAUGUUUUAAUAUGAGGCGCCAGUGCGCAAAUAAAAACACGCUGUUGGGACUCUUUAGAGUCUCAAUUUUUAAAACGGCCAUUGAAACACCGGAUACAUAUGAUGCCACAUGCACUCUAGGUUAAAAUACACAUUUCAGCGUCAGAAUGUAUGAGUACAUUUUUUCUUAUUCUGUUAUUUAUUUACUGUCUUUCUAUUUAUCUGCUUGUGACAUAAUACUGUAUGUUGCGUUCAUUCCUUUUAAUUUCAGUAGUCAGGCGAUUGUCUUUGUCUUGUUCUGUAUUUCCAAUAAAAUGUGCUGGAUGUUUUGGUUCACUUAA
This is a messenger RNA of Etheostoma cragini (Arkansas darter), 2699 nucleotides long. Its product is annotated as arfaptin-2-like. Bases 338 to 1513 code for a protein of 391 amino acids. The transcript is spliced from 10 exons. The record is from RefSeq and is a predicted model, not a curated record. NCBI's taxonomy places the organism in Eukaryota, Metazoa, Chordata, Actinopteri, Perciformes, Percidae. Gene Ontology annotation, molecular function: phospholipid binding; protein domain specific binding. Gene Ontology annotation, biological process: regulation of Arp2/3 complex-mediated actin nucleation; intracellular protein transport. Gene Ontology annotation, cellular component: trans-Golgi network membrane.